GAAGAUUAUGACACUCAAGACAUAAUACUCUAUCUAUAUCAUAUUUUUAAGCUCUAGCCAACAUGGCUGCCAAACUGUAGGAAGCAUAUUGAAGGCUCAGGGUUUGAAAGUGCAUUCAAAAUUCUCGAAGCAUGGCAUUGUUGAAACUAAAGUUCCCCUUCCAAAAGAGGGUCCGUCUGGCCCAGGGUCUCUGGCUGCUUUCUUGGGUAGCUGUGUUCUCUGGAGCCAUAACCUUUGCCGUGGGAGUCUUCCUCAAAACUGAGCUUCAUCGCAGAUCAGAGGUGAUGCACAAUAUGGACAUCCACAUUGUGCCAAAUUUGCUGAUGGCAGUGGGGUUAGCAUCAGUGGGCAUCAACAUCUGUGCUAGUAAAGUCUGCCAGGACUCACUGGACCCCUCGCGGUUCCCGCGCUGGAAGACGUUUCUUCCUCCUUUCUUCUGCAUGUCUGUCUUUCUAGCCUCUUUGUUGUUGGUGGCCAUGAUUCUGAGCUACAUCCUGCAACCCAGCCUGGAGGAGUCUCUGAAAAUCGGCCUGAAGAACGGCAUCCGUUUCUACAAGGAUACAGACACACCAGGCCGUUGCUUUCAGAAGGAGACUAUUGAUCGCUUGCAAACUGAGUUUCAGUGCUGUGGCAAUACUAACUUCAGGGACUGGUUUGAGGUGCAGUGGAUCAGCAACCGCUAUCUGGAUUUUACAUCCAAAGAAGUGAAAGAUCGUGUGAGGAGCAAUGUGGAUGGCCGGUAUCUGCUGGACGGGGUUCCAUUCAGCUGCUGUAACCCCGCCUCCCCUCGGCCCUGCAUCCAGUACAGUCUCCUGGACAACUCUGCCCAUUACAAUUACGAGUACCAGAGUGAUGAGCUGAACCUCCACAACCGAGGCUGCCGCCAGGCUCUGGUCAACUACUACAUGGGUUUAAUGAACACAAUCGGCCCUGGUGUUCUUUCAGUUUUCCUUCUUCAGAUGACUGUGCUGGUGAGUCUGCGCUAUCUGCAGACCUCAAUGGAGGGUGUGAUGGGACAGGAGAAUUUGGAGAUCGACACAGAGGGAUAUAUCCUGGAGAAGGGAGUAAAGGAAACAUUGAUGGAGACCAAGGAGAAGGUGAUGAAAAUAUUUGAGUACGCCCAGGUGGGCGAUGCAUCCGCUACGACCCCGGGGUCAGAUCCUGAGGCAGGACCUGCAACUAAAUAAUGUGUAAAACUGGUCAUCAGAGGUGCUGACACCUUUAUAACCGUCCCUCAUCCAUCAUCAUCCAGCAAAGGCAUAAAACACGUUCUUACUAUAUUACAUUUGACCAAAUAUUUGAUGUUAAAGUCAUGUCCUCUGCUUUAAUCUCUGGUAAACCCCUCAUUUCCCCGAUGACAAUUAAAAAGUUAAAAAUCCCUCUAUUAAAUUGUACAAUUUAA
Molecule: messenger RNA, 1402 nt
Organism: Triplophysa dalaica
Lineage: Eukaryota; Metazoa; Chordata; Actinopteri; Cypriniformes; Nemacheilidae
Gene: rom1b
Product: retinal outer segment membrane protein 1b
Exons: 6
Coding region: 132-1187 (351 amino acids)
Biological process (GO): visual perception
Cellular component (GO): membrane
Source: RefSeq, a predicted model, not a curated record